UCCCAGAGCGGGAGUCAUUGCGACAGCAGUAUGCCCAGGACACUAAGAUGGGCUUUGUGAUCAAUGCCAUCUACUCCAUGGCCUAUGGGCUCCAUAACAUGCAGCGCUCACUGUGCCCAGGGUACCAGGGGCUGUGUGAUGCCAUGCGACCUAUAGAUGGUGCCACACUGCUGGACUUCCUGAUGAAGACCAACUUCACAGGCGUGUCUGGAGAGGGCAUCCUGUUUGACGAGAACGGAGACUCGCCUGGCCGAUAUGAGAUCAUGAACUUUAAGAAGAUGGGACAGGACUACUAUGACUAUAUUAACGUAGGGAGCUGGGACAACAGUGGGCUGAAGAUCGAUGAUGAUGAAAUCUGGGCCAGCAAGGACACCAUCAUCAAAUCAGUCUGCAGCGAACCCUGUGACAAGGGACAGAUAAAGGUGAUCCGUAAAGGAGAGGUGAGCUGCUGCUGGACCUGCACUCCCUGUAAGGAGAAUGAGUUUGUGUUUGAUGAGUACACCUGCCGAGCCUGUGACCUGGGCUCCUGGCCCACCUUCCACCUCACAGGCUGUGACCCUAUCCCAGUGGAGUACCUGCGUUGGGGGGACCCAGAGCCCAUUGCUGCUGUGGCAUUUGCUUGUUUGGGACUCUGUGCCACAUUCUUCGUCACCUCCGUCUUCAUCAGGUUCCGGGACACUCCGGUGGUGAAGUCGUCCAGCAGAGAGCUUUGUUACAUCAUCCUGGCUGGGAUCUGUCUGGGUUAUCUGUGUACCUUCAGUCUCAUCGCCAAGCCCCACGCUGCACACUGCUACCUACAGAGACUGGGCAUAGGCCUGUCCCCUGCCAUGAGCUACUCUGCCCUGGUCACCAAGACUAACCGUAUAGCUCGUAUCCUGGCUGGCAGCAAGAAGAAGAUCUGUACUAGGAAGCCCAGGUUCAUGUCUGCAUGUGCCCAGCUCAUCAUCGCCUCUCUACUCAUCCUGCUGCAGCUGGGCAUCAUAGUGGCUCUCUUCCUCAUGGAGCCCCCACAGGUGAUCCACGACUAUCCCAGCAUCCGGCAGGUCAAUCGCAUCUGUUACACCACCAACCUGGGCGUGGUGGCGCCGCUGGGCUACAACGGCCUGCUGAUCCUGAGCUGCACCUUCUACGCCUUCAAGACGCGCAACGUCCCAGCCAACUUCAACGAGGCCAAGUACAUCGCCUUCACCAUGUACACCACCUGUAUCAUCUGGCUGGCCUUCGUGCCCAUCUACUUCGGUUCCAACUACAAGAUCAUCACCAUGUGCUUCAGCGUCAGCCUCAGUGCCACUGUGGCGCUCUGCUGCCUGUUCGUGCCCAAGGUGUAUAUCAUCCUGGCCAAGCCAGAGCGUAACGUACGCAGUGCUUUCACUACAAGCACGGUAGUACGCAUGCACGUGGGUGAUGGGAAGUCCUCAUCAGCCGCCAGCCGCUCCUCCAGCCUGGUCAACCUCUGGAGGCGACGCUGCUCUGCUGGAGAGACACUCAGUUCCAAUGGGAAGUCAGUAUCCUGGGCACAGACAGAGCGGGGUUCCCGUGGAAACCACCUGUGGCAGCGCCUGUCGUUCCACAUCAAGAGGAAGGAGAACAACCAGACAGCUGUCAUUAAGCCCUUCUCCAAGACCCCCGAGGGGCGCUACAGUGGGGGCGCUGACCUUCACCCCCACAUGCCGUCCCUCCCCCACUCCCACUCCCACCCUGACGCAGACAAGACCCUGUACGAGCUCACAGAGGCAGAGGAGAGAUACGCCGAGGAGAGAUACCCAAUUACCUACCGGCCCCAGACCCCUUCACCAAUCAGUACUGUCAGCCAGCACCUGCAUGGGGCGGGACUAAGGGAGGAGCCGCUUGUGAUGGGUGUACCGACCUCCCUGACCGGGGGUUCUGUCGGCGGGGGCGAUGUGUUUGACAGUUCUCUGAUGGAUCAGAUCAGCUGCGUGGUUAACCGUUUCACUGCCAACAUCAGCGAACUCAACAGCAUGAUGCUCUCCCCGUCUCCCACACACUCACACACAUACUCUCACACGCACACCCUGACGCCCUCCCACCCUGCAGACCCCUUCCUCCUCCCCCGGGAGAUCCCCCUCCCCCUCACCAUGACCACAUACGCUGACGUCCAGCCCCUUCCCCCUGUUGAGUCCUACGUAGGUGGACACGCCGGCCUCACUCACCCCCUGCCUCACCCUCGCCUCCUAACUCACCCUCAGGCCUCCCACUCUCCGGUGCGACACCUCACUGUGGGAGUGGAGUCCCCUCUAAGGAGGGCAGAGCUGGAGGAGGAGCUAAUGAAUUUGACCCCGCCCUCACCCUUCCGUGAUUCGCUGGGGUCAGGAAGUGGCUCCCCGGUCUCAGAGUCCACCCUGUGUCUGCCCCCGCCCUCGUCCCCUCCGCCCAAGUACGAAAUGCUGACCCUGAGAAACUACAGCCAGAGCUCUUCCUCACUGUGAGAGAGAGAUGAGAGGCGAAGAGGAGAAGAGGAGGAAGGACAGAGAAGGAGAGGGACCCUGGAAAAAACAGUCUCUUGGGGGAGAUAACGGUGAUGGCUACCUUGUGAUAGUGGGAGGAGAGGAAGAGAGGAAGAGAGGAGGAGAGUACGAGACGAGGAGAGGCUGAGAGGAGGGGAGGAAGAGAGGAGGAGAGGACGAGACGAGGAGGAGAGGAGGAGAGGAUGAGAGGAAGAGGGGACGAGAGGACGAGAGGAGGAGAGGACCAGGAGAUUGACCAGUCCCUUAGAGAGAUGAAAGCCUUGUACUGGCUAUGAGGGACAGGAACAGGACACAUCAUCGUGUGAUGUCAUUGGACGGUGACCUGCAGUGUUUGUGUUUACAUGUGUUCAGUGAGCAGCGAGGUAUAACGUGAUGAUUGUAGAUUUUUUUGUUGAUAUUCCGGGGUGAGAACAAGGACUACAAAAAUACUUCUAGUGUUUUGGUGUUCAAACGUAUGGCCAGAAGUCUCUCCAUAGAGGUGUGUUUGGUCAUUGUUUUGGUAGUGGCCUUAAACUAAAAUGGCUGUCAACUAAUUAGAGAUGUUUAUUGUGGGCAGCAUGGAGGUAGGGACACAUGUGGACCUACUGAGUGUUAAAGACACUAACCUCACAGGACUAACCAGCUGCUGCCAUGGACACACAUGGAGUAACCAUAAGGGCUGGGCAGAGCAGCUAUGGCCACUGGCACACCAACACACACACGCACGCACAACUGCACACCCACACACACACACACACACACACAUAAACACACUCACACGCAUACACACAUAAACACUUGCAUAUUGGCUGUUGUAGGGGAAAGUGUAAAUACAAAAAUAUCUUGGAUGGUAUCUAAUAGCAGAUGAUUCUGUUUAUACAUACCAUGUAUAGUAUGAAAACCUCCAGUGGGGUUCGGACUUCUCUCUCGCUGUAUGAUCUGAUCUGAGUGCAGUGUGUGUUUAAUCUUUCUAUUGAUUUAACAGAGACCUUGCUGUUCACAUUCACACAGACUAACUAUCACCUCAGGGUCUGGAGCAGUAUUCUCUCUCUCUCUCUAUCUAUCUAUCUCUCUCACUCUGUCUCCCUGUCUCUCUCUCUCUCUCUGUCUCUCUCUCUCUCUCUCUCUCUCUCUCU
Messenger RNA from Oncorhynchus kisutch (coho salmon), 3601 nucleotides. Its product is annotated as metabotropic glutamate receptor 5. Gene Ontology annotation, molecular function: G protein-coupled receptor activity. The transcript is spliced from 10 exons. The coding region runs from base 48 to 2447 and encodes 799 amino acids. Lineage: Eukaryota; Metazoa; Chordata; Actinopteri; Salmoniformes; Salmonidae. The record is from RefSeq and is a predicted model, not a curated record. Gene Ontology annotation, cellular component: membrane. Gene Ontology annotation, biological process: G protein-coupled receptor signaling pathway.